Messenger RNA from Cyprinodon variegatus (sheepshead minnow), 2867 nucleotides. RefSeq names its product protein kinase C delta type-like. The transcript has 17 exons. The coding region runs from base 195 to 2297 and encodes 700 amino acids. The record is from RefSeq and is a predicted model, not a curated record. Gene Ontology annotation, molecular function: ATP binding; diacylglycerol-dependent serine/threonine kinase activity. Gene Ontology annotation, biological process: protein phosphorylation. Lineage: Eukaryota; Metazoa; Chordata; Actinopteri; Cyprinodontiformes; Cyprinodontidae.
AGGCGCAGCGCGAGCUGGUAGGCAGAAGUAGAAGAAGCUUGAAUGAACAGGCGCACUCCGAGGCACUUCCUCAUAAGUUGCCUUAAUAUUGUGGUGGAUUCCAAGAAGACCUGUUAUUAAAACUCUAAAUUUGUGACACAACAAAGGCAGCCUUCAGGUCGAGAAGAAAGCGGAGUCCCAGGUGAGUGGUCACCAUGGCACCCUUUCUACGAAUUACCCUGAAUGGUUAUGAUAUGGGUGCUCUGCCCGAUAUGGAAAACACCCCUAUCUGUGCCAUCAGGGUUAAGGAAUCUCUCACUACAGAGCGAGGAAAAACGCUGGUCCAAAAGAAGCCCACCAUGUUUCCUAGUUGGAAGACACAUUUUGACGCUCACAUCUAUGAGGGUCGUGUCAUUGAAGUUGUCCUCAUGAAGAGCUCUGAAGAGCCUUUGGCUAAGGCCACCAUAGGUGUGUCGCAACUGAUGGAGCGCUGCAAGGCUUCUAGAAACAGAAGCAAUUCUGAGUUAUCGCUGGACCUGUAUCCUUCAGGGAGAGUUCACAUCAUCUUGCAGUAUUUCCUGGAGGACACAGAUACAGAUCAUCUCAACCAGUCCGUUAAGGCUCCUCCUCCAGAUGGAGUCAUGACUCUGAACAGGAGGAGAGGAGCUGUAAAGCAACCAAAGAUUCACGUGGUCAAAAACCAUGAGUUUAUUGCCACGUUCUUCCGCCAGCCCACCUUCUGCUCCGUCUGCAGAGACUUUGUCUGGGGUCUCAACAAACAAGGGUAUAAGUGUAAACAAUGCAAUGCAGCCAUCCACAAGAAGUGCAUCGACAAAAUCAUCUACAGGUGCACUGGAACAGCAGCGAAUAGCCGUGACACUAUGUUCCAGAGGGAGCGCUUCAACGUUGAUAUGCCGCAUCGCUUUAAGGUGUACAACUACAAGAGCCCCACGUUCUGCGACCACUGUGGCAGUCUGCUGUGGGGUCUUCUCAAACAGGGCCUCAAAUGCAGCGACUGCAACAUGAACGUCCAUAGUUACUGCCAAUGCAAAGUGGCCAAUCUGUGUGGAGUAGACCAGAAAAUGUUGGCAGAAGUUCUGUCUCUAAUUGCCAAGGAAAAUGAAGUCAAGAAACAGGAUGACUGCAAUGGACCAGAAAUUGGGAUUUAUCAAGACAGGAGUUCAAUUACAAGUCCGAGUGGUAAGACAUGUACAGUAGAAGACGAGCUAUCGGGGGAGGAUGUUACAUCAGGUGGAAAAGCAAAGAGUGUGAGGCCGGCCCCAUCCCAAGUAAAAACCCAGCAGUCACUCAUGCACCUCAACAUGGAAAACCUAACCUUCCAUAAGGUGCUGGGAAAAGGUAGCUUUGGCAAGGUGAUGCUGGCAGAACUCAAAGGAACAGGGCUGUUCUUUGCUGUAAAAGCCCUCAAAAAGGAUGUGGUUCUGAUGGAUGAUGAUAUUGAGUGCACCAUGGUGGAGAAAAGAGUCCUGAGCCUGGCGUGGAACAACCCUUUCCUCACUCACCUCUACUCCACAUUCCAAACUAAAGAGCAUCUCUUCUUUGUAAUGGAGUUCCUCAAUGGAGGCGACUUGAUGUUUCACAUACAAGACAAAGGCCGCUUCGAUAUCAACAGAGCUACAUUCUAUGCUGCUGAGAUAGUGGUAGGACUGCAGUUCCUUCAUUCCCAAGGAAUCGUCUACAGAGAUCUGAAGCUGGACAAUGUCUUGCUGGACAGUGAUGGACACAUAAAAAUAGCAGAUUUCGGCAUGUGCAGAGAGAACAUCUCCAAUGAGAACAAAGCUGGCACAUUUUGUGGGACCCCAGACUACAUUGCACCAGAGAUCCUGAUUGGACAGAAGUACACUUUCUCAGUGGACUGGUGGUCAUUUGGUGUGCUGGUCUAUGAGAUGCUGAUUGGUCAGUCACCAUUUCAAGGUGACAGUGAGGAUGAGCUGUUUGAAGCCAUCAGGACAGAACCCCCUCACUACCCCCGAUGGAUCACCAAGGAUUCAAAGAGUCUGCUAGAGCUGUUGUUUGUGCGAGAUCCAAAGCGCAGGUUGGGGGUGGUUGGCAACAUCCGAGAGCACUCGUUCUUUAAAAACAUCAACUGGACUUUACUGGAGAAGAGACAAGUGGACCCGCCGUUCAAGCCCAAAGUGAAAUCUCCAAGUGACUACAGCAACUUUGAUCGGGAGUUCCUCGGUGAGAAAGUUCGCCUGACCUACGGUGAUAAAAAGCUGCUUGCAACUAUGGACCAAAGUGCAUUUAGGGGCUUUUCCUUUGUCAACCCCAAACUGGAAGAAAUGAUGAGAAAAUAAAAAAAGAAUUAAAGUUCUCACUCGGGACACAGAAAUAGACUUAUUUUAUUCCGUUUAUCUUCAUGUGGUGUUUGGGCAACUGACUUUGAGCCUGGUUGUAACUUUUAUGGUUCCUCGGAUAGAGGGGCAGAAGAAUAGAUGGAAAAGUGUACGAUCUUACCUCAGCCGUCUAAAUGCACAGGUUUCAAACAGCAUAAAGGUUCAGAUAACUAAGGGAGGUUCUUAAACCAGUCUCACUUUUUAUACUAAGGGGUAUAAAUCAAAUAUACAAUGUACUGUAUCAAAGCUGUAAUUCACAGGCACAAGGGUAACACUUUUUUUUAUAAACAAUAACAUUACUUUGCACAUGCAAACUGAUAGAGUUGAUGGUACUUGGAGCACUCACUCUAGGCUGCACUUUUUGCACCUUUUGCUACCAUAUAAACAUUUUUUAAAAGGUUUUUGAGUAAAGAUGCUUUAUUCUAUGCAAAAUUGUGCUGAAUGAUAAACACUCAGCUGGUUCAUCCAAUGCAGAGAGAAGUCUAUGCACAGAUGGUUUAAAUCUGUUCUGAGAUUAACUAUAUAUACUAU